CCCGAUCCAUCGUCGGUGGCGCGUGCGAUUCUCGAUGUUUAUUAUUAUAAAGUAAAGCGCACCGCGCCGCGCGAGACAGUAAUCAGUAUAGCGUCCGCUGCCCGACCCGAUAGCUGGCAUGAUGUGCAUGGUUUCUCACAGCCGCCAACGACUAUUCACGAACGCGACAUCCGCCAAACGCACCGCCGUCAAAGCAAAACGUCAACCGCCGCACGACGAAGAUCGCUCCACUGCCGGACGACUACUCCGCCGCCGCCGACUUUCGCUUAAAAAGUUUCGUUGUUCAACCGCGGCCGUGUACACGCGGAUACGACCACCAUGCCCCGUGGAAAGCGCAGGCCCAAUCAACACCACAAGUCGACAACGGAUGUACUAGCUGGAAAAGGACGUGAUUUAGACAUGUCUGAUGAUGAGUCAUAUAAUGAUAAUGCGAGUGUAAUCAGUAAUAUAUCUUGUAGCACAUCAAAUGAAGAACGUUCAUGUAUUGCUACUGAUGAAACUGAUGAUGCUCAGAAUGAUGCAUUUGAAGAGAAACUAAGUGACGCAAUUGAUGGCUUAUCGCAGAAGUCUGCGCAAGGACGUACAUUAAGUUUUGAAGCUGUUUGUAAUAUAUUUUGCAAGAAAUAUAUACCCGAUUAUAUUUUAAAUAGGCGUAUGACAAUAACUGAUUCCAUUGAGCGUGCUCUUAAAAAAGGUGGUGAUAAUGAAAAAGCUGCAGCAGCUAAUUUAGCAAGUUUGUUAUGUAUACAAUUAGGUGCAAUGGACAUGGCAGAACAUUCUUGUCAAGAACUGUUACCUGUACUAAUGUUUGUUGUUAAUGAUGAAUCUGUUCCUUUAUUGGCCCGAGAAAAGUGCUGUUUGGCCAUAGCUUUACUGACUUUUAUUAGUUGUAAUGAAGAAAUUGAAGCAGCUAUGCAAUUAAUGCGGAACUUAUGGAGCCGUUUAUUACACUCAACAAUUAUUUCUCCACCGAUAGCAGCUCUAUAUUCCGCAGCAUUAUCGUCUUGGUCUCUGCUGCUGUCUACUGUAUCAAUUAGAAAUUCUACUAUUAUUCCUACUUUAGCAGAAUUGAGUACUCUCUUAGACUCGCCACAUCUUGAAGUGAGAAUGGCUACUGGUGAAUUAAUAACAGUUUUAUUAGAAAUGGCUCGUGAAUGUGAAGAUAUGGAUGAAUAUGAGCCAGAUGAAGAAUUUAUUAAUAAAUUACGUGAACUAGCAACAGACUCGCAAAAGUAUAGAGCUAAAAAAGAUAGGAAAACACAAAGAUCAAACUUCAGACAAAUCCUUCAUUAUGUAGAAUUGGAUGAACCUCCAAAUAUUCAAAUACGUUUUGGCCAAGAAAUAUUAACAAUGAAUUCGUGGAUCAUUAAAAAGCAAUAUGAUGUUCUGUGUCAAGCAUUGGGAUCUGGAAUGAACAUGCAUAUGACAGAAAACGAUCUAGUUCGUGAUAUAUUGAGCCUUGGUCCUAAAUUAUGUCAAACAAAACUUUUAAAUAAUAAACAGUCAAAGCUGGAAAGGCAACAAAUUAAUGCUGCCAACUUCAAGGUACGCACAAAAACUAGAGGAAAAGUACGAGAUAAAAGAAUAGCUUUUAUUGAUUAAUGAAUCAUAAACUAUUUUAGUAAAUUAUUAUAUUAUAUUAUAAUUUAAAACCACUUGAGCAUGUGAUAAAUACUGUUGUUAAUGUUUUGUUUUUAUUUAAUCAUUACAGUUUUUCCAUGUGUAUUGUGAAAUAUUGUAUGUUUUUUUAAAACAAUUGGGGUUUAUCUUAAUUACUAAUUAUUUAGAAUGUUUUAAAUAAUUUAGAGGGACAUUCAAGUUUACUAAUCUAUUUUAAUGUAUUUAAAGUUGCAUACUUCUUAUCUCUUUUUAUCAAAUAAUGCUGUUUUAAUAACAAACGCGGUGCCUGUUGUACUACUAAAUACAAUUUGUAACUUAUUACUGCCAUUUUUGUUACAUUGAGACUGAAAAAUGUAUAAGUAAUUGUAUCAUAAAAAAAAAAAAUGUCAUCUGUGUCAAGAAUGAUUUUUUUAAAUUUUUAUGUGUUAGCAAGACUUAUUUUAAUUUCCAGUUUAUCAAUUGCAAUAGAUAUCAAUUCACAGAGUUUUUGUUGCUUUAAUAAAUUAUUAAUUAAAAUAUCAGUAGUUACAGGCAUCUAUAAAUAUUGUUUAGUUUAGUUAACUAUAUUCAUCUAUUAAUUAUAAGUGUAUAAAGUAGCAUGUACUUCUAUUAUUAUAUCUUUCUUUAAAUAAAUCUUUAAAGAAUAAACAA
Rhopalosiphum padi (bird cherry-oat aphid) is the source of this 2271-nucleotide messenger RNA. RefSeq names its product interferon-related developmental regulator 2 (gene Ifrd1). The record is from RefSeq and is a predicted model, not a curated record. Lineage: Eukaryota; Metazoa; Arthropoda; Insecta; Hemiptera; Aphididae. The transcript has 8 exons. Bases 319 to 1602 code for a protein of 427 amino acids.